AUGCCAGGCAUAACUCUAGGAGACACGGUGCCAAACCUAGAAGUGGAGACUACACAUGACAAGUUUAAGCUCCAUGACUACUUCGCCAAUUCUUGGACCGUCCUCUUCUCUCAUCCCGGGGAUUUCACGCCUGUAUGCACGACGGAGCUCGGUGCGAUGGCAAAAUACUCUAACGAGUUCGAGAAGAGAGGCGUGAAGCUCCUUGGUUUGUCUUGUGACGACAUACAGUCACACAAAGACUGGAUCAAGGACAUAGAGGCCUUCACGCCCGGAAGCAAGGUGAAGUACCCAAUAAUCGCUGACCCGAACAAGGAGAUCAUUCCUCAGCUUAACAUGAUUGAUCCAAUCGAAAAUGGACCGUCUCGUGCCCUUCAUAUCGUUGGUCCGGAUAGUAAGAUAAAGUUAAGCUUCUUGUAUCCGUCGACCACGGGACGUAACAUGGACGAAGUGUUGAGGGCUUUAGACUCGUUGUUGAUGGCGUCAAAGCACAAGAACAAGAUCGCCACUCCGGUUAACUGGAAACCGGACGAACCGGUUGUGAUUUCGCCUGCCCUCUCGGAUGAAGAGGCUAAGAAGUUGUUUCCUCAGGGUUUCAAGACUGCCGACCUCCCGUCAAAGAAAGGCUAUCUGCGUCUCGCCGAUGUUUCUUGA
Messenger RNA from Arabis nemorensis, 651 nucleotides. The record is from the annotation of a GenBank genome assembly. Lineage: Eukaryota; Viridiplantae; Streptophyta; Magnoliopsida; Brassicales; Brassicaceae.